AUCUUCCUUUAGAUGAACUAGUAGAUAGACUGGUUAAACUUGAAGCGUUAGAAAUAUAUGGGAGAGGGUGUAAACCAAUUUAUAGAUCGAAAUUAACUCAUAUUAAAAUAUCAGAUUACCGGCUUUCAAAUAGAAAAAUCAAAAGCAUUGUACGCAGGUUUCAAAAUAUAAUUCAUUUAAAUUUUGAAGGAAGUAUGGAAUCUGAGUCUGUUGGGAAAGUUCUAAAGCUAAUAGCAGAAUCAUACCCAAAUUUGGAGUAUCUCAAUAUAUCUGCUUUACAUAAUAUAUUUCGAACGAAAAAUGAUAAAGUUCUAACUGCAAUCGCAGAUUCAUGUCAUAAAUUAGAAUGUCUAAAUAUUUCAAAUCACACAGAGUUUUCUGAAAUAUCAAUUUGUAAUAUCAUUCGUUCUUGUCCAAGACUCCAACGACUUGAUCUUAGCUAUU
Messenger RNA from Funneliformis geosporum, 444 nucleotides. The record is from the annotation of a GenBank genome assembly. Lineage: Eukaryota; Fungi; Glomeromycota; Glomeromycetes; Glomerales; Glomeraceae.